UUUGCAUUAGAGGAAUUCAAAAUGAGAAGGAUAUAGUUUCAUUAGCGGUCUCAGUAGACGAAUGUCGAUGAGCGCAUAGCAGGGACCGGCCAAAGAAUGCAUAUGAAUGGGAAUGAUUGAGAUAAGGUGUUACAAGAGAGAAGAAAAGCGAGGCAACGGAACGAUUUCAUUGCUGUACUGCCACAAAAAGGAGGACGAAGAUGAUGACUUGAUUCAGAAUGAUGUAGAUUCCAUAUGAUUCAACAAAGUUCCAUAAACUUACAACUAGAAUCUAUAGCUUCCGACAGUUGAUGAUUCCAAUAAUUCCUUCCUCAUCUACAUCUUCAACAUUCUCUAUAAAUUCUAGCAUUCACCCAUUACUGUAAUUCUAAUUGCAGGGUCCUUGCUGGGGAGAAUGAAUUUCUAUGCUUGGAUGUUGUUUGUUCCUCUUUGGCUUACAUUUUCUUACUCCGUUGGUGCGUAUAGUAUCUGGAGUGGCAAUGGGUUUCUUCAAGAAUAUGGAGAGAUUAUUGAUUUCUCUGGAGGUUAUGUCAUUCAUCUAUCAUCUGGUGUUGCUGGUUUUACCGCUGCUUAUUGGGUAGGACCAAGGAUACCACAUGACAGGCAACAUUUUCCACCAAACAAUAUUAUCCACAUGUUGGGAGGUGCAGGGUUGCUGUGGUUAGGGUGGAGUGGGUUCAAUGGAGGUUCGCCAUUGUCGGCUAACAUGCUCUCAGCUUUAGCCAUCCUCAAUACCCAUUUUUGUACUGCUAUCAGCCUCUUGGUUUGGAUGGGUUUGGAUAUGUAUUACUAUAAAAAGAGUUCUGUAUCAGGCGCUGUUCAAGGAAUGAUAACUGGCCUCGUCUGCAUCACUCCUGGUGCUGGGUUGGUGGAACCAUGGGCGGCAUUUGUCAUGGGCGUAUUGGCAGGUUUUGUACCAUGGUACACUAUGAUGGUUCACAAAAUAUCCACUCUCUACCAACUAGUGGAUGACCCAUUAGCCGUUUUUCACACCCACUCAGUUGCAGGUUUACUAGGAGGCAUACUCUCUGGCAUCUUUGCGAAACCAAGUUACUUAAGAAUGUAUUAUGGAGCAGAAAAAUUCCAUAGACCAGGGCUAGUUUAUAGUGUAGCACAGGGACAACUCAGGGACGGUUUAAUACAAAUGGGCUACCAGUUACUCGGAGCAGGCUUCAUUUUUGUAUGGAAUGUAUUCAUGACAAGUUUGAUUUGUAUAUCCAUAAGUAAAUUUGUUAACCUUAGAAUGAGCGAUGAUGCUCUUAAGGUUGGUGACGAUGCUGCCCAUGGCGAAGAAGCUUAUGCUUUGUGGGGUGAUGGUGAAUUGGGUCCUCCUAUGCGCCUUCAUAGGACUCCAAGACUUCCUUCUUUUUGUCGCCGAUCUUGAAGCAAUAGUAGUUUUAACAACUAGAUGCAACCUAUACAUAUCUAUAUAGUACUUGAUAACAUUGUGGCUUCAAGGUGAAUUACGUGGACAAAAAAUGUGCAUUCUGUAUAAGAGCAAUCAAGUUCAGUUGUAUGUGAGACAGUUUCAUAUAUCUUUUCUAUAAUUGAAAAUAAUGAUUGGAGUGAUCAGUUUGAACAAUUA
Papaver somniferum (opium poppy) is the source of this 1585-nucleotide messenger RNA. Its product is annotated as ammonium transporter 3 member 2-like. Gene Ontology annotation, cellular component: plasma membrane. The transcript is spliced from 5 exons. Gene Ontology annotation, biological process: ammonium transmembrane transport. NCBI's taxonomy places the organism in Eukaryota, Viridiplantae, Streptophyta, Magnoliopsida, Ranunculales, Papaveraceae. Bases 395 to 1384 code for a protein of 329 amino acids. The record is from RefSeq and is a predicted model, not a curated record. Gene Ontology annotation, molecular function: ammonium channel activity.